Molecule: messenger RNA, 2902 nt
Organism: Rosa chinensis
Lineage: Eukaryota; Viridiplantae; Streptophyta; Magnoliopsida; Rosales; Rosaceae
Exons: 6
Coding region: 38-2503 (821 amino acids)
Source: RefSeq, a predicted model, not a curated record
GCGUCUAUCAUCAACAAGAUAAUACGGCCAAGAAAUUAUGGAUUACAUGUUUUAUAAGCGGGAAGAUUUGAAGUUAAAUGAAUUGCCAAACAUCACCAGAUUUUGUUCAGGAAGCAUAGAAAAAUUGGACACAGAAGGUUGGAUUAAACUUGGGGAAUAUAAUGCUGCUAUGAAUAGAAAUACGAACGAAAUUGAAAAGACUCACUCGGAAGAGAACCUUGAUAUUACGAGCGAGUUGAUUAAUAUACAAUACUUCCUCUUUGACCUAAAGGAUGUUUUCCCGAAGUUAACAACCUUGACAGUACAUGAGCGUGAUCGUCUAAGCUUCUUGUUCACAAUUUCUAUGGCCAAAAGUCUCGUGGAACUCAAACAUCUCGAGAUAUCCACAUGUGAAAUCAUAGAAGAGAUUGUUUCAUCAACAAGUGAAUACUGUCAAGAAAAUAUGGAGAACAUGUUUCCUAAGCUGGAAGAAUUGAAGCUAAAUAAACUUCCAAACCUCACCAGAUUUUGCUCAGGAAGUUAUAUUCAACUUUUGUCCUUAGAAAAGUUGGAUAUACAAGGCUGUACCAAACUGGGCGCAUUCAUUUCUGAUAAUAUUGCUAUGAGUGGUAAAAAUACUAGAAUCUACAAAGAAAUUGAAGAGAAGGACUCCGAAGGGAACAACACGUUGAAUACUGUACAAUACUUCCUCUAUGACGAAAAGAUGGGUUUGCCUAACUUGAAAAGCUUGGUGGUUCACCGAUGUGAUGGUUUACGUUUCUUAUCAUCCAUGGCAAGAAGUCUUGUACAACUCAAACAUCUUGAGAUAUCUGAAUUUCAAAUCAUGGAAGUAGUAUUGACCGAAGUAUACAGUGAAGAGAACAAGGAUAACAUGUUUCCUAAGUUAGAACAAUUGAAGCUAAAUGAUCUUCCUUUUCUCGAUAGAUUCUGCUCUGGAAGUUAUGUUGAAUUUGCAUCUUUGGAGGGAUUGCAUUUAGAGCAGUGUACUAAAUUGGAGACAUUUAUCUGUAAUCCCUUGAGUAACAGUAUUGCAAGCUCCAAAGAAGUAGAAGAAAGGAACAGGGAUCAGAACAUUGAGACAGUUGUACCAUGCCUUCUCUUUGACAAAAAGGUAGGGUUCCCAAAGUUAGAGAGAUUGACCAUCAUUGGCCUACCUAAGCUUAAAACAAUUUGGCACACCCAACUUGCUCCAGACUCUUUUUGCGGACUCCGGGACGUUACAGUUCAACACUGCAAUAGUCUUAAAUACAUUUUUCCAGGCUCAUUGAUAGCCGAUGUUUUUAAUCAGCGGCUACAAAAUUUGACAGUGGAGGAAUGUGGAGUGGAGGAAAUAAUUUCCCAGGGAGGGGGACUGGAAGAUCAGUUUGUCUUCCCAAACCUAAUAAGUUUGGAAUUUAAAAGUCUAUUCCAACUUAAGAGAUUCUAUCCAAGGAUGCUUGCUUUCAGUUGGCCACUACUCAAGACAUUAGUGUUGCUUGAUUGUCCGAAAGUGGAUAUUUUUGCAGCCGAAUUUGCAGGCCUUCAGAAAACACAUGACUUGCGCAGUUUGGAUACACCUGCAGCUAAACUGCUCACUCCGACUAAACAAUCUUCUAUUCUAAUUAACGAGAAUUCAUUCCCCAAACUGGAAGAUUUGACCCUUGUCCCCAUGGAUAUUUGGUACGGUCGACCCAUCUCAGCAGUGUGCUGUGAGAAAGCUGUUUUCGCUGGAAUCAGUAAUAGACACAGAGAUGGGUCCCUCCCACAUUUAAGAACGUUGAGGCUGCAUGGAAUGGACAUGCGUCUCUGGAAGAAAACCAAACCUGCUGGCCAAAAUUCUCCACGGUUGGAAAUUCUAGAGGUGAAGUUUUGUAGAUUGAAUAAUCUAGAGUUGUCUUCAUUAUCCUUCCAGAAUCUAACAAUUUUAGAAGUAACAUUUUGCUGGCGAUUGCAAUAUUUGACAACUUAUUCGGUAGCUCGAGGUUUAAGGCAACUAAAAAAACUGAAAGUUGAUGAAUGUAAAAGUAUGAAACAAAUAUUGGCAAGUGAAGGAAUUGGGGAAGAUGACAGUAAUUGUGAGAUUGUUUUCAGCAAGUUGCAACAUUUGGAACUCAGUGAUUUAACAAGUUUGGAACGCUUUUGCUCAAGAAAUUGCACUGUGAAGGUCCCAACCUUGGAAACUGUAGAGGUAAAUUGGUGCUCGAUCAAGUUGAAGGUUUCUUCUUCUGGCAUACUAGUAGUAGAUUCCAAUAUGCAUCUGGAUGUACAAAAGUCACAUUCUAGUAAAGAGGCUUUCAAUACCACUGAGUCUACUUGUAGCUCGGAAAAAACUCAGAAACAACCUGUCACAAACUCCUCUGAAGAAGCUGAACAUAUUGAGUUUAAUGCACGGGAACUCCAUGAUGAUAGCCUUAUUGAACGUUUGAAGGAAGAAUUCAGGGCCAGUAAAGCAGACAUCAGACGUUUGGAGGAAGAAUUAAGGGCCGAAAAAGCAGAGAGGAGAGAUCAUAGUGCACUUCUGUAAGCAAACUCUCCAGAUCAUAGUGCAGCCCUUGUUGACUGCAGCAGACCAAGGUUUGGGGAAUGGCAAAGUUGAAUUCUUGUAUAGCAUUGAACCUCCGUUAGUUGUUGGCCUUAAACUUUUUAGCUCCUUUUUGCUGUCCGUUAUUUAUGGUGCCCUUGAUUAGAUAAUAACCUUGUAUCCGAUAUGCAUCAUCUGUCAUGUGUGACUAUUCCUUUUGGUUUGCGUUGUUGCUCUUUUCCUCUAUGCAAAUGCCUUUUAUGCUGUAUGCAUUGUACUGCUUUUACUGCAUCUGUUAAUGUGUUGUAGUUAUGGUUCUGAGUUUGGUGCUAUUCCCGGGUAGCCAGUUAUCUGGUGGUUAUGUGUAUUGUGUACGAAGUGAGUACUCUUUCUCCUGUGUUA